GAAGUAUGUUUCUAGCAUAACAUCUUCCACUAGCUCAAAAGCAGUCUGGGAUAAAAUCCAUAAAAUUAAUGGGAAAUAUGCUUCUCAUUCUCUGUCCAUGCUGGAAAAUAAUGGCACAAUAAUCAGUGAUAUACAGUGUAUUGCUGAUACAUUGGGUGAAACUUUUUCCUUGUCAUCCAGCAACAUAAUGAAUUCAAGGGACUUCCAAGCUUAAAGUGCAAAAGGAAAAGCAACAUUUAAACUUUUACUCUUCAUCUGAUGAGGAAUAUAAUGUGCCAUUCACUAGAAUUGAAUUACAAACAGUGAUUUCUCGCACGGGGAAUAGUGCUGUAGGUCCGGAUAAAAUCCACUACAGCAUGAUUAAAAAUCUGUCAAGUAAUUCCCUUUUUAAUCUCCUGUAUCUGUUUAACAGAAUAUGGACAGAAAAUACUCUUCCUGACUCUUGGAGACUAUCAAUUAUUAUCCCUAUUCCAAAACCUGGUAAAGACCGCAAGAAUCUUUAAUUACAGACCAAUCUCUCUGACAAGUUGCCUGUGUAAACUUUUAGAGAGGAUGGUAAACAGACGUUUGAUGUUUCUCCUAUAGGAAAAGAACUACUUUUCACCACAUCAGAGUGGAUUUCGUAGGAACAGAAGUACCAAGGAUAAUCUAGUAAAACUUGAAACAUCCAUACGCGAAGCAUUUGUUAGACGACAACACGUAGUGUUUGUAUUCUUUGAUAUAGAGAAGGCCUAUUAUCGCUGCUGGCGUUAUGGAAUACUUUGUGAUCUACAUGAGUUCGGAUUGCGGGGUAACUUGCCAGUUUUUAUAAAAAACUUCCUGCAGAAUCGAAGAUUCCAAGUUGGGAUGGGCAACACUCUAUCUAGGUCUUUUGUCCAAGAAGAAGGUGUUCCUCAAGGAUGUAUUUUGAGUGUGACUCUGUUUUUAAUUAAAAUUAAUAGCAUAGCUAACUGCCUUUCUCCCAGUGUGAAACACUCUCUGUAUGUGGAUGACUUUCAGAUUUUCUGCCAGUCUAGCAACAUGAGUUUUAUCGAGAGACAACUGCAAACCUCCCUGAAUCGCAUAGAAAAUUGGUCCAAGACCAAUGGUUUCAGUUUCAACGUAGAGAAGACCUCAUGCGUUCACUUUUGCCGAAGGCGUGGUCUGCACCUGGACCUUGAAAUAUAUUUAAAUGGGGUUAAAAUUCCAAUUGUGAAUGAAGCAAGUUUUUGGGUGUUUGUUUCGACUAAAAACUGACACACUUGCGCAAUUUGAAGAGUAGAUGUUUAAAAUCUUUAAAUUUUUUAUAGGUACUAUGCUGUUCAUCCUGAGGAGCAGACAAAGUUUCUAUGCUCAGGAUUUAUAGGGCUCUUGUCCACUCUAAGCUGGACUAUGGUUGCAUUGUUUAUGGCUCUGCGCGAGAAUUUACUCUUCGGAUACUGGAUCCAAUUUAUCACCAAGCUUUGCGUUUGUGUCCUGGGGCAUUCCGAACCUCCCCUAUCCAAAGUUUGUAUGUGGAUGCUUAUAAGCCUCCACUGUCUCUUAGGAGGGAACAGUUGUCUCUUUUUUAUUAUUUAAAACAGAAAUCUCAUACUAAACCUCCAGUUGAUUGUACAGUAUCAGAUACUCAGCUGAAAAGGUUAUUUGAAGCUCGCCCAAGUAUUGUCCCUACAUUCUUCAUAAGAAUGGAGAAUGUAAGCAGCACGAUCGACCUGAACAUGAGCAACAUUUCACAGGCCAAGAUUGAUAGUAUUCCACCCUGGUCUACUCCUGCAAUAAAUGUUGACUUAAGCUUAAAGCAGUUUCCUAAGGAAUCCAUGCCAGACUAUGUCUAUAGACAGUGCUUUGCAGAAAUCCAACACAAUGACAGGAAUUUAAUUCCCAUUUACACUGACGGUUCUAAAUUGGAUGAUUAUGUUGGCUCAGCGUUUAUCUGCCAGGAUGAAAUUGUGGCAGAGCAAAUUACAUUGAAUUCAUCUAUUUUUAUUGCAGAGCUACAUGCUAUUCACUUAGCCUUAAACUAUGUAAUCAGAAAAGGUCAUCGUCGCUGCGUGAUUUACACUGACUCAGUUAGUGCACUUCAGGCUUUGAUCUCGUGUGAACCUAGUUCUCACUCUAUAGUGAUUAAAAUUCGUAAAUUGUUUUGCCAUCUUCUUGCAAGGAAUAUCUCUAUAAAAUUUUGUUGGGUCCCAGGCCAUGUUGGUAUAAGAGGAAAUGAAGAAGCAGAUGCAGCAGCAAAAUCAGCUAGUCCUUCACAGCAUACAAUGCGUAUUGAAGGAAGUGAUUUUAAGCUAGUCAUUAAAAAACGACUAGCAGAGAGAUGGCAAAAUGUGUGGAAUGCACAAGUCCACAAUAAACUGCAUUAGAUCAAACCUACAAUAGAAAAUUGGACACACAAGAAAUUUUAUAACAGGAGAUCUGAAGUUAUUAUCACUCGUUUGAGAAUUGGACAUACUCGGUUGACUCAUCAAUACCUUUUGAAGGGUGAUGAGCAGCCAAUAUGCCAGUAUUGCAACUGUCCUCUUACUGUAAAACACAUACUGCUCGAUUGCUCUGUUUUUGAGACCAGGCGUAGACAGCAUUUUGGAAAUGCAAGUUUUAAACAGAUUCUGGGUAUGAGGCCCAAUAUUUAUGAUAUAUUAGACUUUUUAAAAGUCAUUAAUUUGUGUAAAGAAAUUUAAUUAUUUAUUUAUUUAUCUUUUAGCCUUUUGUUCAUUCUUGUUUGUUAUUAAUAUGUAUAUAUUAGUAUUUUGUUGCUGUUGCUGUUGUUUAUUUAUUUAUUUUUGUCAUAUGUUUUUUAUUUGUUAUGUUUAUAAUUAUUUACCAUUUGUUAUGGCGCAGCUUAGCUUAUAUGGCUCUUGUGCCAAAAAACUAUUACCAACCAACCAACCAACCGAAUCUCUUUAAUGUCCUCCUCCUUAGUUGGUAUAACAGAAAAUCUUUUAUCCAAGCUUUCAAACAAUCUUUGUUUUUCAAAGAUUGCUUCAACGUGUUCAAUCACUCUGUUAAACUGUGUCAAGAUAUAUGUCAAAUGGCACUCCACCCCAAGUCUACUUUUAGGGUUACACUGUGAAUAAUUCUUUAUUUCAUCAAGAAUGCUGUUAGCAAAAUCAUGAAAUAAUUUUUUCUCCGAUUCCAUAUUGAACAAAGAUGAAAUAAGAUAAUUUUUUUAUUCAAUUAAUUCAGAAUGUUAGGUUUAAAAUUAUUCUAAAGUAAAAUAUCAAUUCAAUUAACUUGAAAACAUUUGUAUCGUCUACUUUGGCUCGAGACGAUUCUAAAAAUAUAUAUGUCUGAAAUUAUGUAUAGAAACGUAGAAAAUGCAACUUCCUGUAAUUGUUCUAGAAAGUUCCUGACUAAAACGUCAAUGACAGUUGCUAUGGUGAUUGAAAAGUUGAAAUUAGAAUAAAUCAUAGAAUUGCCAUUAUUCAAAAACUAUAAGAGCUAUGGUUAUAAAAUUUUCAGAAAGUAUUACAUUUUAUGUCUUUUAAGAAUUACCCGAAUAUCUUUCAGAAGUAGCCCAUCGGAAGGAAGUUGCAGGGUGCCGAAAAAAUCACCGGAAGUAGUUGAUAUCUUCUAAAGUACUGGACCCAGAACCUAAAAAAUUGGAAGAUGUACUCACAUUAGCAUUGCGGACAACCCAUGAUAUCUGAUUCCGGUUAAUCGGUUUAUGUUCGGAAAAUUGAACCUGAAAAGUAAACAAAAUUUUUAAAAGAGUGUUACUUUGUAAUGGAGCGUCCGAAUUUAACAAACUUGACGAAUUCUUGGUCCCCAUGAAAAACACUUUCAUAAAAUAUAUAACACUUAGUACAAAUAAUUAAAAUUCAUCAAAAUAACUUAAAAAUCCAAGAGCUGAAAAAUUCCACUUCACUUCACAUUGAUGCAGCGCCGCCUCCAAUCAUGAAGGCAAGGGGAACCACUCCGUUACCAAUUCCCCAGGACAUUACUUUGCGCACAAACUUAUUUGUACUAACAAGCACCGGGUGUGUGUUCGCCGCCAUCAAAGUGACCUGAUAUGGCACAUGAAGAAGAAGAAUUUGUAUUUAGAUGGUUGGUGGUAUUUUUUGCAGAUUAGUAAUAAAAGAUUUAUUUUUGCAAGUUUAAUUAAUUUAAAGGUAUUUAGAAGCAGUUGCUUUUUAUAUAAUAUACGUUCUUUUACGAUGUUAUCCUGGUAGUAAGUAUAAAGCGAUUGUAGAAUUGUAAGGAAGUUUAUGUAAUGUUCUGAAAAAAUUAUACACGAUACAAUCAAAGAAGAUUUCACCCUAAUCACAAAUCUAAUUUAACUUGAGAGUUUACAACAUAGCCUAUAACAGGGGUUCCCAAUCUUUUUUAUACUGUGACUCCCUUUACUGGCUAUAAUUUUUUUGCGACGCCCUUCUAAAAGAAGAUACCUGCGUGUAGCUCUAGCAGACAUUAAAAUUACUUCAUUAUUCAAAGAAAACUCCAAAGAAUAUAAAAUCUUAAUAAUUAUUAUUUAUUAGAAAACA
Centruroides sculpturatus (bark scorpion) is the source of this 4463-nucleotide messenger RNA. RefSeq lists its product as uncharacterized. Gene Ontology annotation, molecular function: nucleic acid binding; RNA-DNA hybrid ribonuclease activity. NCBI's taxonomy places the organism in Eukaryota, Metazoa, Arthropoda, Arachnida, Scorpiones, Buthidae. The coding region runs from base 1329 to 2345 and encodes 338 amino acids. The transcript has a single exon. The record is from RefSeq and is a predicted model, not a curated record. Gene Ontology annotation, biological process: DNA replication, removal of RNA primer.